Molecule: messenger RNA, 534 nt
Organism: Psilocybe cubensis
Lineage: Eukaryota; Fungi; Basidiomycota; Agaricomycetes; Agaricales; Agrocybaceae
Exons: 2
Coding region: 1-534 (177 amino acids)
Source: RefSeq, a predicted model, not a curated record
AUGUCCCCUAAGGGCACGAUACCCCGUCGAAAUGUCCCCGAAGGGCACGAUACCCCGUCGAAAAGUCCCCUAAGGGCACGAUACCCCGUCGAAAUGUCCCCGGAGGGCACGAUACCCCGUCGAAAUGUCCCCGGAGGGCACGAUACCCCGUCGAAAUGUCCCCUAAGGGCACGAUACCCCGUCGAAAUGUCCCCAGAGGGCACGAUACCCCGUCGAAAUGUCCCCGGAGGGCACGAUACCCCGUCGAGAUGUCCCCUAAGGGCACGAUACCCCGUCGAAAUGUCCCCGGAGGGCACGAUACCCCGUCGAAAUGUCCCCAGAGGGCACGAUACCCCGUCGAAAUGUCCCCGGAGGGCACGAUACCCCGUCGAGAUGUCCCCUAAGGGCACGAUACCCCGUCGAAAUGUCCCCGGAGGGCACGAUACCCCGUCGAAAUGUCCCCUAAGGGCACGAUACCCCGUCGAAAAGUCCCCGGAGGGCACGAUACCCCGUUGUCAAGACGGGCCUGAUGAGGUUUCCUUCACUGAAUGCUGA